GUUUCGUGCCGAGGCAGCAAGCGACGAUGGCGGAGCAGUUGCUGCACACCGCCAAUGGUCGUGGUGACGGUGGUGAUGGGAGCGAUGGGGUCAGUGGUGUGGCUGAGAUGAACAAGGCCAUCCAGGCAUUUGUCACAGAGCAUAAUGGCACGCCGUCGCUGCUUGCAGCUGGGGUGUCAGAGGCACAAAAGACACGUCUGGUACAGCUUCUCAUCGACUGCGCUUCGCAACAUGGCUACGACAUCACAACGACAUGGUCUGCACUCAGAAUAUGCAGCCGCGAUCCGCAAGGAAUGGGGCCUGUGCUCACGCAGACGGGCCUGCAAACACUCUUAUCCUGCGUUGAGGAGCACCAUGAAGCAGAGUGUCUGAAGGUCCUGAUCAACCUGGCCAUCACCAGCCCAGGUUUGCUGCAACCGCUCGUGGCACACCUCAAGGUGCUUGAAGUCUUGGAGCGAACGGCCGCCAAUGUGAGCGCCCCAUCUGGCAGCGAAUCAGCAGCCGCAUUCGCGCCACUGCUGAUGAAGGCAAUAUUUGUGCUGCUGGCCAGCUAUCCACCCCUCCACCACGAGCUCAUGUCCUUGAAUCGACUGCAGCCAUUUGUUGACACUGUCACCACACACACCACAACCCAGCCCGACUUUGCUGCUGAAGCGUUGAAGGUGUUGUUCGUGGUGUGCAGCGGGUGGUGGAAAACAGCACCGCUGGACCCGCCACUCAUCGCCACCAUCUCCGCCAUCACCGCGUCGCUGGCGCCAUGGCUAUGGCACGCCAUCCGCUCGUCCCCGCUGCGGGCGCCGCUGCUCAGGGCCGCGCUCGAGUUUCUCGUCGCCGUCCCGCCACCCUGUCUCCCCGCCGUUGAGGACGACGACGUCGACCGCGGUGUUGAUCCGAUCAGCGGCCGGCGCGCCACACGUGAGCCCGUGCAGUGGUCGAGCGAGGAGGAGAAGGAACGCACGGCCCACGAGCUGCUGUCGCUGAUUGACCGCCUGAACAAGUUGGGCGUGAUCAGAUGCAACCUGCCCCACCCAGAUGACAUGCCCGAUGCUGGUGGUGAUGAUGGCGAUGGCGACGGUGAUGGUGAAGAGGGAGGCUUGUCGUCUUCAUAACUAACGUGACACAACGUGAACUGGUUUCCGUCUCUCUUGUAAACAACCACCCAACAUCCUGAUUUCUGUUUAAUUGCCACAGACAAGCAUUUGUGCGUGUAUGUGAAUGUGUGUUGCUGCGUAUGCACGACAGUGUUGAGAAAGAAAGGAAGAAAAGGAUGGACAG
Molecule: messenger RNA, 1275 nt
Organism: Salpingoeca rosetta
Lineage: Eukaryota; Choanoflagellata; Craspedida; Salpingoecidae
Exons: 9
Coding region: 27-1109 (360 amino acids)
Biological process (GO): G protein-coupled receptor signaling pathway
Cellular component (GO): cytoplasm
Molecular function (GO): guanyl-nucleotide exchange factor activity; G-protein alpha-subunit binding
Source: RefSeq, a predicted model, not a curated record